CUCUAUAAGCUCAUGUUUUGGUGCUUCUCUUGCAAAACCCACCUCUAAAUCUCUCUGUCUUCUUCUCUCCUCUCCUCUCUCUCUCCCUCUCUCUCUCUCAAUUCAUUGUUACCCUAAUAUUCUUCUCUCUUUCUCUUGCAAGUCACAGCACUUUUGUAACCAUGUUAAUUUUCUGCAUCUGAAGCUGCUCUAAGCUUAGAAAGAUCAGUCUCUCUCCUCCAACAAAACUUCAUAUAUAGUGGCUAGCUUAUGAGAUAUGUCAUCAUCACAGCAAGCAGGAAAUCAUAGCCCUGGGAUUUGUUGUGCUCAUCGUCGUCAUCGUUAAUCCACUCUCUAUAUUAUGUGAUUAACUUCUUUCUUUUCCUUAGCGUAUCUCAGUAACUAACCAAAACUACUGUUUUCAUUUUCAGUGUUGUCGUUCUAAAGGAGACGGCAAAUUUAGAAGACAAGUCCUAGAAUUCGGAAUUCCCUCUUCUAUAUUUCUCAUCUUGUGUCCUGUAAUUUCUUUUCUUGGUACCCGGGUUAGAAAAUUGACAAGACCCAAAGAAAAAUAACCCAGAGAGAGAGAGAGAGGGAGGGAGAGAUAAAAGCUAGGAAUGGAACUUUCUAGUCAAGAACCAGAAAUGCCAAUCCCAAUAAGCAGUACUACAUAUGGUGGGGAACGUGGUAAUGGCCAUGGGCAGGAGGGGCAUGGGAACAUGGCCCAUCAUCAUCUCUACCACCGCCAAGACCCUUCCAAUGGCUCCUCCAUUAAACAACCAGCCCUUCUAGAUCAACAAGACCAUGGACCCUACAUGAAGAAGAAGGAGGUAAGGUACAGAGAGUGCCUUAAGAAUCAUGCAGCUUCCAUGGGAGGUAAUGCCCUUGAUGGCUGUGGUGAGUUCAUGCCUAGUGGAGAAGAAGGCACCAUAGAGGCCUUAACCUGCUCAGCUUGCCACUGUCACAGAAAUUUCCACAGAAAAGAAGUAGAAGGUGAGUCUUCUUACUACAAAUUUGGAAGGAAAUUCUUCUUGGGAGAUCAUCACAAUAGUGUCCUAGCAGCUGCCCCAGAGGCCCUUGUGGGGUACCCCACAGGCAACAUUCUGCCUUCAAGAACUGUACCACCACACCAGAUGAUACUGCCCUACAAUGUAGCGCCUGGGCCGCUUCCUUCGGAAUCAGACGAGCAAGAGGAUGGUGGUGGUGGAAUAAUGGUGAGUAGGCCAGCAUCAUCACAGAUAGUGAAGAAGAGGUUCAGGACAAAGUUCACACAGGAGCAGAAAGAGAGGAUGCUGGAUUUUGCAGAGAAAGUUGGGUGGAAGAUUCAGAAGCAGGAAGAGUCCGUUGUGCAACAGUUCUGUCAAGAGAUUGGAGUCAGAAGAAGAGUGCUCAAGGUCUGGAUGCACAACAACAAACACAAUCUAGCCAAAAAAAUUAUUAAUCCCCCACCACCCCCACCACCAACAUCAACUACCGCAACUGCUUAGUUAGUUAAAGCUUUAAAAAGUUAAUUAGAAGAACAUCUGAUGAUGUUAUUGCCUCAUUAUUUAGCUUGAGCUAUAUUAAUUAGUAUGGUCCCGUGCAUUGCCGGGCUCUUGAAAAAUGACUUGUACGAUUCACUUGUGAUUUGUUAGAGUUUUUAUAUUAUAUAUAAAUCUUAUCUAUAAAUUAUUACUAGUUAAACGUGUUAGCGAGGCUUUCUUGAUCUGUAUCUUAGCCAUUUCUUGACCAUUGGGGUCUGUUUAAGGAUAAAGUUUUAGUUGCACUA
Molecule: messenger RNA, 1747 nt
Organism: Neltuma alba
Lineage: Eukaryota; Viridiplantae; Streptophyta; Magnoliopsida; Fabales; Fabaceae
Product: zinc-finger homeodomain protein 3-like
Exons: 2
Coding region: 597-1466 (289 amino acids)
Biological process (GO): regulation of DNA-templated transcription; regulation of developmental process
Cellular component (GO): nucleus
Molecular function (GO): DNA-binding transcription factor activity; transcription cis-regulatory region binding
Source: RefSeq, a predicted model, not a curated record